AUGAAUUCCCACAACAGCCUCAGCGCCGCUUCAGACGAGCGAAAAGCGCGUCUAGCGAAGCUCAAAAACCUCAAACGAAAACAGCCCAUUGACGAAGUCGCCACUCCAGAAGGCGACAGAGAGGCAUCACCACCCGAAGCGCCUGAUGUUGCGAAGCUUCACCUUUCCGGCCGCAACUAUGACCCCGAGACAAGGGGCCCUAAGCUAGGAUUCGACGCGCCGCCGACGCUCGCACAAGAGAAGCCUACGUUAGAGGAGCAGGCUGCAGAGGUGGAAGCCGAGAUCAGGGAGCAAGCUGCCGAGGAGGCGCGAGACGACAAGGGCCUGGAUCUGUUCAAGCUGCAACCGAAGAAGCCGAAUUGGGAUUUGAAACGGAAUCUGGGCAAAAAAUUGGAGGUGUUGAAUGUGCGGACGGAUAACGCAAUCGCCAAUUUGGUUCGAGAACGAGUCUUGGGCGCUCAAAAGGCGGCCCAGAAGACGGCAGACGCAGGCAACGGCGACCUAGAUGGAGACGCUGCUGGCGUUGACGGCAUCGCUCUUGUGGAGGGUCUCAGGGUUCGCGAACAAGAAGAGCAGGAAGAAGAACAGAGAGAGCGCGAGGAAGAGGAAGCAUUGGGUUUGUGA
Trichoderma harzianum CBS 226.95 is the source of this 624-nucleotide messenger RNA. RefSeq lists its product as hypothetical. The record is from RefSeq and is a predicted model, not a curated record. The coding region runs from base 1 to 624 and encodes 207 amino acids. The transcript has a single exon. NCBI's taxonomy places the organism in Eukaryota, Fungi, Ascomycota, Sordariomycetes, Hypocreales, Hypocreaceae. Gene Ontology annotation, cellular component: post-mRNA release spliceosomal complex; U2-type spliceosomal complex.